UUUUUUUUUUUCUCUUAUCUCUUCUGUCAUGAAUCUGACUGGAUGACUACUACUACUAAGACUGCAUUACUGAAAGCAGAUUUUGAACUUGCUAUUAAACAAUUUGCCAUUUUGACAGCUAAUACGGAUACACCAUGGCAUCUGACUUCAACACAGUGGGGCCCAAGUUAUUUACAACGGACGGUCAAAGUAGCCGCUUUUAAAUCAUCCUAUAUGAAAUCCCUUGAACCUUUGAACAAUGACAAUAUUUUUGAAGAUGACGAUCCCGCUUUAGCUUUACCUGAUCCUUCGAUACAAACCAUCAUGUUGGAUCAUCAUAUAGUUUAUUCUUCAACCUAUCAAGUGCCUGUGCUCUACUUUGAUGCUUACUUUCCAGAUGGAACGCGACUUGGAUUGGAUGAGAUUUAUGAAUACAUUGUUCCUCAAGUGUAUCAAGAUGAUUUGAAAAUAUCACCCAUUCAAGCACAAGGUGCCAUUACCCAGGCUGAUCAUCCUUUAUUGGGCCGUCCUUUUUGGUAUAUUCAUCCAUGCGAUACUCAAACCUUGUUACAAACCAUCAUGCAAGACGUGUUUAUCGAAAACUAUAUCAAGAUUUGGUUAUCACUUGUUGGUCCUUUGGUUAGAUGUAGUGUUUCCCCAAAUCUGUUUUUAUGAUUCUUAUGUUCAUUUCCUUUUUUCCACAUUCCAAAAAGUUAGAUGGAUACUCUUUUUCAACUACAUACACUUUAAUAAAAAAAAAAUUCACUAAAAUAGAUUUGUAUCUUUAUUCAAAUAAACAUAUAUAAUUAUCAUUA
Halteromyces radiatus is the source of this 794-nucleotide messenger RNA. Its product is annotated as autophagocytosis associated protein. The coding region runs from base 43 to 654 and encodes 203 amino acids. The record is from RefSeq and is a predicted model, not a curated record. Gene Ontology annotation, biological process: protein lipidation; macroautophagy; protein modification by small protein conjugation. Gene Ontology annotation, molecular function: Atg12 transferase activity. The transcript has 3 exons. Lineage: Eukaryota; Fungi; Mucoromycota; Mucoromycetes; Mucorales; Cunninghamellaceae. Gene Ontology annotation, cellular component: intracellular anatomical structure.